Messenger RNA from Lachnellula hyalina, 2442 nucleotides. RefSeq names its product putative phosphoketolase. Gene Ontology annotation, molecular function: aldehyde-lyase activity. The transcript has 2 exons. The record is from RefSeq and is a predicted model, not a curated record. NCBI's taxonomy places the organism in Eukaryota, Fungi, Ascomycota, Leotiomycetes, Helotiales, Lachnaceae. Gene Ontology annotation, biological process: carbohydrate metabolic process. Bases 1 to 2442 code for a protein of 813 amino acids.
AUGGCUCCCUCGCGCGCCGAUGUCGCUAUUGAGAGCAUAUCCGCAUAUGGAACUGCUCGUUCAACCGUCGCCGAGAAACCCCUCAGUUCCGAAGAGGUCCGCAAGAUAGAGGCAUACUUUCGAGCUAGCAUGUAUCUAUGCCUUGGCAUGAUCCAUCUCCGUGAAAACCCCCUGCUCAAGGAGCCUCUCACAAAAGCACACCUCAAGGCCCGACUGCUUGGUCAUUGGGGGUCUGAUGCUGGUCAAGCAUUCACCUGGAUGCAUUUCAACCGUCUGAUCAAGAAAUAUGAUCUGGAUGCACUUUUCGUCUCGGGCCCGGGUCAUGGAGCCCCUGCUGUGCUAUCCCAAGCAUAUCUCGAGGGAACUUACUCCGAAGUGUACCCUAAUAUGUCGGAAGAUGAAGAGGGCAUGAGAGCAUUCUUCAAGCAGUUCUCAUUCCCAGGUGGCAUUGGCAGUCACGCAACGCCAGAAACCCCGGGCAGUAUUCACGAAGGUGGAGAGCUUGGAUAUUCGAUUUCACACGCCUUUGGCACCGUCUUCGACAACCCCAAUUUGAUUACGUUGACUAUGGUUGGAGAUGGUGAGGCAGAGACAGGUCCUCUCGCUACAAGUUGGCACAGCACAAAAUUCCUCAACCCAAUCACCGACGGUGCAGUCCUUCCAGUCCUCCAUCUCAAUGGGUACAAGAUCAACAACCCAACCAUCCUCGCUCGAAUCAGCCACAAGGAGUUGGAAUCACUGUUCCUUGGUUAUGGAUGGACACCCUAUUUCGUCGAGGGUAGCGACAUGGAGAGCAUGCAUCAAGCCAUGGCUGCAACCCUAGAGCAUUGUGUCUUGGAAAUCCGCAAAUACCAAAAGGAAGCUCGUGACUCCAAGAAGGCGUUCCGACCACGUUGGCCCAUGAUCGUUCUUCGUAGUCCGAAAGGAUGGAGUGGACCAAGAAAAGUGGACGACAAUUUACUCGAAGGAUACUGGCGCGCCCAUCAAGUCCCAAUUCCCGAUGUCGCUUCCAACCCUGACCACUUGAAGGUGUUGGAGAAUUGGAUGCGCAGCUACAAGCCGGAGGAAGUUUUCGAUAAGGAGGGCACUCUCAUUCCCGAGCUGAAGGCUCUUGCCCCAACCGGAAACUCUCGGAUGAGUGCCAAUCCCGUUGGAAAUGGUGGUGUUCUUCGGAAGCCUCUCCACAUGCCAGACUUCCGCACAUACGCCCUUACAAAUAUUGAACCUGGAAUUUCCAACCUGCCCAGCAUGUCCAACAUGGCUAAGUUCCUACGUGAUAUCGUGGCCAAGAACCUGAACAACUUCCGUGUCUUUGGUCCUGAUGAGACUGAGUCCAAUAAACUUGGCGAGAUCUACAAGGCUGGAAAGAAAGUCUGGAUGGGCGAAUACUUUGAAGAGGAUGCCAAUGGAGGAAACCUUGCAUACGAGGGUCGUGUCAUGGAGAUGCUCAGCGAGCACACCUGUGAAGGCUGGCUGGAAGGAUACAUCUUAUCUGGACGUCACGGUCUGCUCAACAGCUACGAACCAUUCAUUCACAUAAUUGAUUCCAUGGUCAACCAGCACUGCAAGUGGAUCGAAAAGUGUAACGAAGUCGAAUGGCGUGUCAAGUUCUCUUCGCUCAACAUUCUUCUGACAGCCACCGUCUGGAGACAAGACCAUAACGGCUUCACCCAUCAAGAUCCCGGUUUCCUCGACGUGGUCGCUAAUAAGAGCCCCGAAGUCGUCCGUAUCUACCUACCACCCGAUGGAAACUGUUUGCUCUCCGUAACAGACCAUUGUCUUCGAAGCACAAACUACGUAAACGUCAUCGUCGCCGACAAGCAAGACCAUCUCCAAUACCUGGACAUGGACGCCGCGCUCGAGCAUUGCACCAAGGGUCUCGGCAUCUGGGACUGGGCUAGCAACGACCAAGGCGUGGAACCCGAUGUAGUCAUGGCAUCAUGCGGUGACGUCCCAACCCACGAGUCCUUGGCCGCUACAGCACUCCUCCGCGAAUUCCUUCCAGACCUGAAGAUCCGUUUCGUCAACGUCGUGGAUCUAUUCAAGCUGAUCGACAACUCUGACCAUCCCCACGGCCUGACAGACCGAGAAUGGACCUCGAUCUUUACAAAUGACAAGCCCAUCAUCUUCAAUUUCCACUCCUACCCAUGGCUUAUCCACCGUCUCACAUACAAGCGUCCCGGCCAGACAAACCUGCAUGUCAGGGGCUACAAGGAGAAGGGCAACAUCGACACCCCGCUCGAGCUGGCUAUCCGCAACCAGACCGAUCGAUACAGCUUGGCGAUGGAUGCUGUUGAUCGCAUCCCAAGUCUGCACAACACGGCUAGCGGCGUCCGCGAUAAGUUGCUGAAUCUGCAGAUCGCGGCCAAGGCGCAGGCAUACGAGAAUGGUACUGAUCCUGAGUAUGUUACAAAGUGGAGGUGGCCAUACCCGAGAGAGUAG